Blastocystis hominis is the source of this 186-nucleotide messenger RNA. RefSeq lists its product as hypothetical. Lineage: Eukaryota; Bigyra; Opalinata; Blastocystidae. The transcript has 2 exons. Gene Ontology annotation, cellular component: U6 snRNP; U4/U6 x U5 tri-snRNP complex; Lsm1-7-Pat1 complex. Bases 1 to 186 code for a protein of 61 amino acids. The record is from RefSeq and is a predicted model, not a curated record. Gene Ontology annotation, biological process: mRNA splicing, via spliceosome. Gene Ontology annotation, molecular function: RNA binding.
AUGAAAGGAGAAACAGAGUUUACCGGAAUACUUCGGGGAUUCGAUGCAUAUCUUACGAUGAUUUUAGAAGACGUAACAGUGUCAACCCUCACAAAUCAUGGAGUUGUUUCAAAUAAGAUGAGCCGCGCUCUAGUGAAUGGACGAUGUAUUUGCAUGGUACGCUUUUGGUUCUGUUUUUGUUUGUAG